AGAAAUCUCAGUAUACUCUUUAAAGGGUUCAUCAAUAGAAAAGUGACAUAGAAAAAAUCAUAAAUUUCUGUGUAACUUUAAUGUUUGUAUGUAGCUCAUAUAACGAGAACCACGAUCUGAAGCAGGCCUUCAAUAUGUACGACCUGGACGGGGACGGGGUGAUUACCGCCAACGAGUUGCAUUCGGUGUUGAGGAAGCUUGGGGGUAAGUGCACGUUGAGUGACUGCAAGAAGAUGAUCAGCCAGGUCGAUAAUUAAGAAAGGCGACAGCAAGGUGAAUUUCGAGGAGUUUAAGAAGAUGGUGAACAAUGCCUGAGAAGAAAUUGAAAGAACACAAGAAGUAGGUUUCAAAUAUGCUUCAAUGUGUAUAUAAAAUUACAUAUGACCU
This is a messenger RNA of Rubroshorea leprosula, 387 nucleotides long. Lineage: Eukaryota; Viridiplantae; Streptophyta; Magnoliopsida; Malvales; Dipterocarpaceae. The record is from the annotation of a GenBank genome assembly.